This is a messenger RNA of Trematosphaeria pertusa, 4128 nucleotides long. RefSeq lists its product as uncharacterized. Lineage: Eukaryota; Fungi; Ascomycota; Dothideomycetes; Pleosporales; Trematosphaeriaceae. The coding region runs from base 1 to 4128 and encodes 1375 amino acids. Gene Ontology annotation, molecular function: DNA-binding transcription factor activity, RNA polymerase II-specific; zinc ion binding; RNA polymerase II cis-regulatory region sequence-specific DNA binding. The record is from RefSeq and is a predicted model, not a curated record. Gene Ontology annotation, biological process: negative regulation of transcription by RNA polymerase II; positive regulation of transcription by RNA polymerase II. The transcript has 9 exons.
AUGUGCUGCAAGUCAGCAACAUGGUGGCUUGAUUGGGGCAAGGAUGGCAUGGGUAGUGACCCCCACGCUAUCCGCAUUGCGAGCGCCUUGCGCCGUCCAACCCUGUCUUCGCAGGCUUUUUCUAAUGAGCGAUGCAAGAACCGCAGUUUCUCCGCAUCAGAAAGGGAGCGCGAGUCGAUGUGCAUUGACCGUGUGGACCUUGUGCAGAUCGUAUACCCAUCUCCAGAGAGGAGUGCCUUGCUGGAGGACGAGACAACGCAACACGAGACGACAGCAGACAGGUGCUCGAACAGCUACGAAACACGCCAGUCGGAUAGAGACCACGAAGCGUCGGAUGUAGCCUUUGUGUUGUUCGGAACUACCGGUGAUACUUCCCCGUUCAAACAACAGAGGGGCACUAUAGAACAAAGGGGCCAGGGACAGGACCAUAGCACGGAGUACGGUAGCGAUGGCGACUUGAAACGCAUCGUCGUCACUAGUGAGAUGCGAGCUCAGAACUUCCAGAUACACGUGCCAGCCACACCACGCGGCUGGUGUAGCGCAAGCAAUAGUAGUGGAGCCUCGUGGACCCUUAGAUGGCGAUGUCGGGAAAUGGCGAGCGUGCUCUUCCGGCGCUCGCAGUCACCACGCCGUUGGCUGCAGCUCCACCCGCACUUUUCUCCCACUCUGCUCCCGCGGGCCAAAACGCCCAGCGAAGCUUCGUUCCAGGGUUCCAAAUUGAUCGAGCGCUGCACGGAUCAAGCGUCCUCCAACCUGACAGGGCGCCGCGGCAGCGUGCAGCUUAAGCGGGCGAGCAUUUUCCCGCUCAGCCUUUCUUUUCUGCUGGAUGACCUCAACGGCCAGUGCUGCUGCUCCGCUCUCCUCCACGGCCAGAAACCCCAAGCGCCCCAGCCUGAGCGCAACGCGCGCUGUCGUGUGCGCGCGCGCCUUUCUUUUGCUCGCGGACGCCCGUCUGGCUUGCGACCCGGCGCCCGACGAGCGCACGUCGACGCCUUGCACGCGCAGGGUAGCCGUCCGCUCGGCAGCGCAUCCUGGACUGCCAGAGACGCCACGGGUCGUCUGAUUCGGCCCUGCUCUGCUGCACCCCCACUGAAAGUGAACGCUCCCACGCACGACCUCACCACACCCGCCGCUCCUCCAUCCAGGAUCCCAGGCCCGAGGCCAGCAGCUGGAAGCGUCACGACCGCUGCUGUCGCCAGAACCCCCGCCAAGCCUGUAGCCCGCUGCAGAGCGCGCUGCCGGCCCAGCCUUCGUGCAAAUUGUCCCGACCUAAUUCCUCAUCGGUCGCCCAAGAGCCUGAGCGCUGCGCUUCCCCGUGGGCACACAGCAAAAGCAAUUCCUGCUGUCUCUGCCCUGCCCGGGGCGCCGUACCAUCGAACCGUGCAUCCUGCGGAGCCAGCGCGUGGGGUUGAGGGCGUGCGCGCCGCUCUGCUUUCCGACGUCUUUGACGCAGCCGCUAUUGGAGCAUUCGCGGAUCAACACCUGCCUACAUCAUCCUCCCCCAGACUCGCCUGGCCGCCCCUCGACGGCUUCCCGACCGCCAGCCAUUUCCUCCAGCAACCGCGCGCACGCGACAAUCUGGAGGCCAAACUGGACAAGCUGGAUCUCACGCCCCAGGAAGCGGCUGCUCGCAAGGGCAUGCUCGACACCUCGAUAUUCCCCGCGCUGAAGAACGAUGCAGGCGCGGCCGACCUAGCUACGCCGGAGGAAAUGCAGAAGAACGACCCCCUUGCGACUCAGAUAUGGAAGCUGUAUUCUAAGGCGAAGACGCAGCUCCCUAACGCGGAGCGCAUGGAGAAUCUCACCUGGCGAAUGAUGGCCAUGAGCAUGCGGCGUGCCGAGCGCGAUCGCAAUAAAGGACCAGGUCAAUCCUCCGAGAUGAAGCCGCCGACGACGAGCAGCGCGGGCGCACUCAAGUCCGCACCGAGCGGAAUCGCACAAUUGAGGCGGUCGGUGGACCAGCAGGCCCAAAUACAAACCCCGCAGAGUGAUGCUAUGAAUUUGGACGAUUUUAUACUUCCGUCGUCCGUAGGAUCCCCAGCAGGAUUACCUCCGUCGCCGUCGAAUGAGACGCGGGCACAGUCUAAUGCAACCGCCCCAGCGAUACCGAUAAGGAAGGCUAAUCAAUCCCACGACCAAAACCUCUCGCUCGCCCGCGCCUCCGCUCCCUCAAUUCCUCCGAUCAUCAAUCGAGAGAAUGAAUUUGGGUAUGUCCAGCGACACGUCCGCAAGACCAGCAUCGACGAGCGACGACCUCCCAAGCGGCGAGCAGAGGCGUCUCCUCAGGUACCGCCCGUGAACAACACCAUGAUACCGAGCAACCCCGAUGACGAGGCCGCCCUCCACCAGUACUCGCUCGACCAGUCGAUGCACCCGCCCCACUUCAGCACCUCCCAGCCCCAGGUUCCCUUCUCCAUAGACACAUUCCACCUCCACGAGGACCCUAUCAUAAGCUCGGCUGGCCCGUUCCAGCAGAACUUUGGCUUCUCGCCCGUAGGCUCGCCCCUCAUGACCCAGAACCCUUCCUACUCCAAUCUCUUCAACCCGAACUCGAUGGCGUCGUCGCUCAACUCCACCGACUACUACUCUCCUCCUAGCUCCGCCUUCCCAUCGGCAGUGUCGACGCCGCAGCCCAUGUCCGAGGAGAAUCAGAUGUACUUUGAUCGCAAUGGCAUGGACAUCCGAGGCGCGCACAGCAGUCACGGAUUCGGCCCUCAUCGGCCGUCGAACCUAUCCACAUCUAUGCAGCCACAGUACAUCUUCAACCCGAGCGGCACUGGCGACUCAAUGUUCAGUGCCGUGACGAAUUCCACAGCUUCCGCACCCUUUUCGGCGCCGGCAUAUGGCCAGCCCGGCCACGUCGAGCCCUCGCAGGUGCUGCACAACAAUCUCCCACUGCGACAGGAUAACAUGCAGAUACCGCGACAUGAGAAUAUGUUCUCGUUUGGCGCCGAUUCGGACGGCGAAGACGAGGAAGGCGGUGCGUUUCCGGACAGGACGAUGCCGGCCCAAUCCGAGUACUCGCCAAUGGACGACGGGUCGCUUGACUUUGGCGCUGGGUUUCAGUGGGAGACCAAUCUGUCGAAUGCCUUUAAUCCCAUGGCAGCGCGAUACCCGGCGGGGCCCCCACGGAAAACCGUCACGAUCGGGACAACCGAAAUGCUUCCCUCGCCGCAAGAUCACUGGAGCCCGGGUGGAAGCCUUGGCCGAACACACGGCUCAGCGGCCUCCGUCAGCGACAUCCGCAAUCGUGGGAACGACCCCCGACGCCAGAAGAUACCCCGCACCAGCUCGACCCCCAACGCAGCUGGCUUGGCUCAAGGGAUGCACGGGCGACCUCAGUCGUCGCCGAACUCACCACCCGAGUCCGGCUUUAACUCCGCCGCUCCAUCUCGUCCUCCAAGUCCUGGUGGCACCAAGCAGGGGGAGCAAGGCAGCAUCCCCACGACUUGCACCAACUGCUUCACCCAGACUACGCCGCUGUGGCGUCGCAACCCCGAGGGUCAUCCGCUCUGCAAUGCAUGCGGUUUAUUCCUGAAGCUGCAUGGUGUGGUUCGUCCGUUAUCGCUGAAGACGGACGUUAUCAAGAAGCGCAACCGUGGCAGCGGCAAUUCUGCUCCCGUUGGCGCAUCAUCAACGCGCUCUUCGAAGAAGUCGUCUCGCAAGAAUUCCCUCGCGCAAACGCCGGUCACGACACCCACGUCCGGUAAAGGUGCUGAUUCGGAGUCACCGAAGUCGACGGGCUCGGGUGGAGGUGGGACCACAACUGCGAAUAGCGUCACUCCUACGUCAGGUGCCGCACCGAACGUUAAGUCUGGCGGUGUGGUCCCCAUUGCGCCCGGCCCGCCCAAACCGCAGCCUACUAACGCUGCACAAAGCCGUGGAGCCAACGUAGCACCGAAACGUGCGCGGAGGCAGAGCAAGAGUGGAGGACAAGAACUAGAAAUGGCUGAUGCUGAAGAUACAAGCGGCAAGGCGCCUUCAGGCGCGAGGAGAAAGGAGUCAACGGUUUCGACUCCAAGCACCAUACAGAACCAGAGUCUCGGCAGUCUUCCCAUGGGCGCCAUGGGGCAGGGUCUUCAGUCCUCAGGCCCGCAGGAAUGGGAAUGGCUCACGAUGUCACUAUAA